This is a messenger RNA of Camellia sinensis, 2878 nucleotides long. The record is from RefSeq and is a predicted model, not a curated record. Lineage: Eukaryota; Viridiplantae; Streptophyta; Magnoliopsida; Ericales; Theaceae.
CCGCUGCUCCUUUCCCCUCCUUCUCUCACUACCGGUCCUCCUCGCGUUCGCCAAUAACUGGAGCACCUCAUCCUCCUCGGCCAUCGCCACUAUUUGCUCUCACUCCUAUCGAACUGCCCAUCGCUCUCCGUUAGUACACUGUCUCAUCGCCACCGUCACUCACCGUCGCUCACCGUCUCAAGCCCAUUGAUUUUGAUUUAGGUGAUUGUUGCAUCUGAUGGGAUUACUUUGGACUCAAAAUAGGCCGAAAACACUUGGUGUAACGGAAAAAGAAAAGGAAACAUUAAUAAAUUUCCUCUUAUUAUAGCAAGAGACCUUUUCUAUGGUGAUUGUGAGUGAUGUUUUCAACAAUAAUUGUCCUUAUUUGAAACCCUUAAUUCUGUCUGCAUGUUGCCACGGUUAAUGAAAAACCUUUCAUUUUAAUCCAAUCAUUAGCCACCCAGCAAUUUGAAACUAAAACAAACCUUAGUAUCCUUCUUAUCUUUUUGUCACUUGUUUUUCUGCUUUUUGACAAAUGGACACUUUAUGUAUUUGCUGAUGUCCAUCUUUUGUCUUUUUGGAAUAAAUAUAUGCAAGUACUCGUAAAUUCCUUUUGCAGUGUACUAAUGGAUAUUUCACUCAUUAACCUAGGUCAAGAAAAUCUGUCUAAAUGAUCCUAAUGCUACUAACAAAUUGAAGGAAUUGCAGAAAGCUGUAAUGAAGCUCAAAUUUGAAGAAGCAAUUGCUGUACCUGAGUCUAAAAGGCGUUCAAUAGUUGAUUCUAUUGAUUUCCAUUCUAUAGCAAAGCUAGAACUCCAGCAAAUCAGAGAGGUGGAGCCACGGUAUGAUGGUGCAAGAAUAGAGAGAGAUGUUGUAACUUUAAAUUUUGUGAAGAAAAUGAUGGAUGACUUUAAGAAUCAGAAGUUCUUACACAAACGUGCUGUCUCUUGUUGAUAUAAAUAUUCCAAAUGGAAAGCAUUUCACUGUUUGUGGUGAUGUACAUGGUCAGGUAAUUAUUUUACUCUGAUGUCCUUAUAGUGGUAGAUUAAGUGCAAAAUAUAGCUUUUCAAUGUAACUUUUGUUAGCUCUUGACCCAUAUUAGGUCCUCAUUUAUGGUUUCAUUAUAAUUUUUCUUUGUUGUGGCUGUGUAAUAGCGGCUUGCCAUUUAGUUUGUGGCGUUGAAGAUAUGUGCUUAUGAUAGCAAGUUAAACAUGUACAUUGACAAUCAAAAUUAUUUUAGACGGAUGAAACCAAAGGUACAUGUCUUUCAUGGACAUGCGAGAGCAGAUUGGCUUGUUGAUGCAAAGCAUGCACCGGGUGGGAAAGUGAGAAUUUUUGGAAUUUUACAUAGGGUUUACUCGAGUCCUUGGGUAAUAAGGUGUUAGGUUGAUUCAAGUUCUGUUUUGCUGUCAUUUUAGGUUGACUCUGGUCAUGUUUUAUAUCUUAGUUGUCAAAGGUAUAAUGGUAAUUUCUGGAUUUAUCGGACAUGGGUGUGGUAACAGUGGUAUAUGGUUCUUAUUUUAGGUAUAUUCAUGUUAUUAGGUUGUUGUAUGUGUUUCUAAGUAUGAAAUGGUUGAAUUGUCAAUGAUUCUUAUUUUGGAAAUCUAUUUCUCAUAGAAAUGGGAAUAGACCAAUAAAUAUUUAUUUACUCAUUUAACUCAAAGCGUUGGCCUUUAGGAAAUUUGAGAUUCUGUCAUGUGAUGUAUUAGCCCAGGGUGAAGCAUGGGAAAUCUACUUAACAUUUUCUUUUUUUAUUUUCUUCUUCAGUUUUUUAUGCAUAUACUUAAAUGACAAUAGAGUAUUGAAACCUAGCAACACAUACCUCAAUAAUAAUGACAAAAAUAAUAUGCAACUUUACUUUUCACAAGUUACUAGUUGCAGCCCCUUGACAAUCAUUUUUAACUCUCAAAACAUGCCAUAUUAAGCUUAAUCAACCCAAAUGCUUUUCCUUACAUUUUCCUGUCAAGAAUUUCAAAAACAAAUAACCAAGGAUAUUCCACCUAAUUUAAAUCUGCAUUCACUCUUUUAAAUGAAUAUUUCAAAUGAAUAUCCAUUCUGGUCUCCAUAUGCUUGUUGGUUAGAGUAAAUUAGCACAGCAAGAUUGUGUAAAUUUUAUGAAGCCUAACUAGAUUACUAAUGCAAUUAAAUUUCCUUCCAACCUAUUUUGAGACUAGGAACUACAUACAUUCAUUUAAGUUAAUUGAAAAAAAGUUAAAAAUAAUCCGACUUAGUCAAAAAAUGGUGUUGUAAAUAGGACAUGGCGUUGUAGCGUAUACGUAAAUAGGAUAAAUGGUAUGUAAAUAGGACACGGUCUUGUAGUUGCCAUAAAUGGAAAAAUACUUAUAAUUAUGUAGAAUGAUUACAUGUAAAAUAUUACUGGUUGCCUAAUAUAUGCAUUCAAGUUUUCCAAAUUUUUAUUUCGUAUAUAUUUGAGUAUGCAAAACUAAUGAUUAAUUUGAAAAGAUUAAUUAAGUUCGAGUUUUAUAUGUUUUUUUUUAUAUAUAUAAUUUUAAAAUGCCAAUAUUUAGUCAAUACUAAUGAUUAAUUUUAUUUUUGCAAAUGAUUUUUUACGUAGAAUUGUGGAUAUGACUUUUUUUGACAAAUACAGAAGGACAUUGUUUUUAUACCUCCGUCCUUAUAAUGGUUUGUACAAAUUAUUUUUUUGGCGUGGUAAAUAUCUAAAAUUUAGCAUGGUACAAAUUAGAAAUUAGUAGAAAUUAGUUUUGGGGUGGCAUAGAUUAUCUUUUUGGUGUGGUACAGAUUUCCUUUUGGAUAUUAAAUUUGGUUAAUCCUCUAUUAUGUAUGGAACUAAAUUUUUGGGGUUUUUCCUUCUAUUGCUUGAGUAUGAUCUGUUACAGCUAUAACUUUUGUAUAAUCUUCAUGUUAAAUAUAAUUAAAU